GUUUGCUCCUCCGGCUGCCGCUGCGGGCGAAGGAACUUGGGGACCCCUCCCGCGCUGGGACUCCUGCUCCCCGCAUUUUCCAGCCCCCAGUCUCGCGCUCCAUCAAGCGAGGGCCUCUGGCUGAGGAGCUUUUUCAUAAUCUCCCCCCAGCACAGAAACGAGCUACUCGCCCCGCCGAAGAACAAGUCAACUAAGAAAAUGUGGAAGGGGCCAGUUCUGUUCUUCGUUUUGGGAAGCGCAUCGCUCUGGGUCCUGGCAGAAGCCAGCACGGUCAGGCCAGAAGAUGGCAUGACUACAGGUGUGGAAAAUGGCAAGGCGACCCCGGGUGUGGAAGAUCACGUGGAGACCCCAGGUGCCAGUGGAGAGCCCCAUGAGUCUGCUGGCUUGACAGCUCCGAUGCCGACAAGAACAAAGAGCAUGACAGAGGUUCACAAAGAGGACCUGCCCACUGCAGAAAGCACAAUCCACUCCCAAGGACAAAGCCAGAGCACGACAACCCUGAAUGUGGCAACUAGUCAGUCCCCGGGGAAAACAGAUGGAGAAAAACCAACAACAGUUGAGAAAGGUGGCUCGUCAACAGUGACCCUGGUUGGAAUCAUAGUUGGGGUCUUACUAGCCAUUGGAUUCAUUGGUGGAGUCAUCAUUGUGUUUGUUCGAAAAAUGUCAGGAAGGCCCUAAAGAGCUGAAGAAUUGUGCCCUCCUGCCAAUAUGUUUUAAAAAAGAGAGUUUCCAACUCCCCCCACCCAUGCCUGAGCGUGUGGAGAAGAUGACCCGUGGAAAUGCUUCGCCACUGCACUCAAAAUCCACGGUGAUUCCUCCACUUGCCAAAAGUAAUGGAAGGAAAGAGUAUUCAUAAGACUUGCUUCUCUAAGCAUUUGUCUUUUGAAAAAAAAAUGGUUUUAAUAUAAAUUUUGUAUAAGAUGAUUUAAAAGACAAAACGCAUAGAAAAUGGAGCAAAACUAUGUCAUCUGAUGUGUAACUAAGGUAGACAAUAUAAUUCAAUCGAUGUUA
Molecule: messenger RNA, 1011 nt
Organism: Physeter macrocephalus (sperm whale)
Lineage: Eukaryota; Metazoa; Chordata; Mammalia; Artiodactyla; Physeteridae
Product: podoplanin-like
Exons: 1
Coding region: 199-678 (159 amino acids)
Biological process (GO): positive regulation of platelet aggregation; regulation of substrate adhesion-dependent cell spreading; positive regulation of epithelial to mesenchymal transition
Cellular component (GO): basolateral plasma membrane; lamellipodium; filopodium
Molecular function (GO): signaling receptor binding; chemokine binding; protein-folding chaperone binding
Source: RefSeq, a predicted model, not a curated record